AUGUGGGCUGAUUUAGUAGCUAGGCAUGAAGGGUUUGCAUACUUGCCAUGUGUGGUCAUGGUGGACUUCAAUUCGGUUCUAUCUCCUUUAGAAGUGGAAGGUGGUUCUUCUUCUUGGCUUGCAUGGCAAAACAAUCUUGGGAAUUGCUUGGUAACAGUGGGUUUGGAUGAUUUAAAGUGGCCAUCAACUCUUUCCUCAGCAUUGUCUGACUUGAUGCGAAAUACACUUGAUACUUUUCAACCGGAUAGUACUAGAGAGGAUGUCUUACAACUGGUGGAUGAUGCGAAUGGAGUCUUCUCUUUUCCUAGUGCUUGGGAGUCUAUUAGACUUCACUGCCCUAAGCGGAGUUGGUCAGAUACUCUUUCUUGGAUGGAGCAGUUUCUUACCCUUUUUCUGAGCGCGGUGGGCAUGCUAUGCAUGCUUAAUGUAACCUGCCUUGGGUUCGACGGAGUUGGUCAGUAUCUCUUUCUUGGAUGGAGCAGUUUCGUGGGAGGUCAAUGCGUCGACACCAGACCAAGAGUUGAGAUUAAAGGAGGUGAUAUGAGAACUUUUUAUACGCUGGUGAUGAGUGAUCCUGAUGUCCCUGGACCUAGUGAUCCAUAUCUCAAGGAGCACCUCCAUUGGUUAGUUACAGACAUUCCAGGCACGACAGAUGCCACAUUUGGAAGAGAGUUGGAGAUCUAUGAAACCCCAAGGCCUAACAUAGGUAUCCAUAGGUUUGUGUUUGCUCUCUUCAAGCAAAAAGGCAGACAAACAGUACAUAAUCCACCUGCUUCAAGGGAUUAUUUCAGCACUCGAACUUUUGCUGCAGAAAAUGACCUCGACCUACCCGUUGCCGCCCUCUACUUCAAUGCACAGCGAGAAACCGCUGCAAGAAGACGAUAA
This is a messenger RNA of Fraxinus pennsylvanica, 885 nucleotides long. The record is from the annotation of a GenBank genome assembly. Lineage: Eukaryota; Viridiplantae; Streptophyta; Magnoliopsida; Lamiales; Oleaceae.